This is a messenger RNA of Perca fluviatilis (European perch), 2768 nucleotides long. It is a transcript of the gene leap2, whose product is annotated as liver-expressed antimicrobial peptide 2. The record is from RefSeq and is a predicted model, not a curated record. The transcript has 3 exons. Lineage: Eukaryota; Metazoa; Chordata; Actinopteri; Perciformes; Percidae. Gene Ontology annotation, biological process: antimicrobial humoral immune response mediated by antimicrobial peptide; defense response to bacterium. The coding region runs from base 257 to 565 and encodes 102 amino acids.
CUUCUUUGCCGGUGUCACAGCUGAGUUCGCUGAGUCAGGCUGACUUGAAGAGACUAGCGAGAACCUGCUCCACACAACCUUCAGACUCACUACUUGGACUCAAGAAGCUACAUUAAAGCUGAGCUGGUUGAGUCCUCCAGAAGGUGUCAGAUAUCAGGGAACGUAGCUGGUCGAGAUCAACUUUACUCAAGACUGAAGAGCCUUGGUCUUACUGGCAAACGACCGGAAACCGUUGAUUUUUGUGAAGAGCGUAAAGAUGCAGGAGAAAGGCUUCUUCACCCAAAGGAAAGCGGCAGUGGCACUGUGCAUUGUGCUGCUAAUGCUGGCUCAGCAGGUGUGUGCAGGUCCGUUGGUCCCACAGGUCCAGUCCAGUGCUGACCGGAAGGCAGACUCAAGCGGCCAAACUCUGAGGAGGACAGCUCGGAUGACCCCGCUGUGGAGGAUCAUGAAUAGUAAACCAUUUGGAGCUUACUGCCAGAACAACUACGAAUGCUCCACAGGACUCUGCAGGGCGGGACACUGCUCUACCACCCACCGCUCCCCCUCAGAGCCUGUGAACUACUAGAUGGCCCAGGAGACACAACCGGUGCGUUUACAUGAAUGUGGCGGCCAUAAUCCUUAUGAAAGGUUCUCAUUACUUGGAUCAUCCACUUAUCCAGGCUUUAUUAUUAUUUUUAAAUCCGUUUUAUAUUUAUAUGUGCCAAUACGUUGCUGAUAAUAUCUAAAUGUUUAUAUGAAUUUACACUGCAGGUAGUAGAUACAUCCAAGAAAAGGCAUGUCAGGGAAGAAAUAAAGACUAAAAUUUGAAAUAUCACUCAAAUGAAAAUAUUGCAGGAGGAGAGUUUUGAAAGUGCAAAACAUGGAAGAAGGGAGUAAUUUAGCCUUGCAUACUUGAUGUUUUUCAUGAUGUGAUCAUCAACAAUGGUGCAAACAACUAAAACGUAACGUUAGCCUACUUGUUUCACACUGAUAUGGAGCUCAAAGCUGAGACUUAGUGAUUCAAAAUGAAAUCAAAAGUACCAUUUCAUCCCGCUAGUUACUGUGGCUGUACCUUCACAAAUUAUAUACCGUAAUCAAGUCUGACGUCUGCAUAACUUGAUAACAAGGCUCUACUGGCGACAGCUCAUUGUUUUCAUGAUAGUAUGACGCCUUGUUAUCAGACAUUGAAGCCCAGAUGUCACUAGCGUGCUAACACGCUAAUCGCGAUUAGCAUCACAACUUUUGAAGUCGUACAGUAUUAAAACUACACAACCACUUAUUUAGCUUCUAGAUUACAAUAAGUCAUCAGACAGGUGGGGUUACUCUUUGUUAACCGACAUUAUACACAUAUUAUUUAAUUCUCUACCAACAUCAAGUUUUUUCACAUAGCUAACGUCAAGCUAACGUUAGCUGAGUGUGCUUUAAAUCUGACUAGCCUGUAGCAUGUAGGCUAGCUCAUCCGGUGGUACUCUGUAACUUGGCUAAAACUUGAUUGAAAAGAAAAGCAAGAGUACUUACAAUAAAAACUUGAUUCAAGAAAACAGCAAGAGUAGCCUAAGUCUUGAGUAGAAUUCGUCUAGACAAACAGAACCCGAAAAAAAGAAACUGCACUGGUAACAAAAACCAGUUUAAACUGUCAGUAAAAGAAAGUCGUCACAGCAUGUUUGUCCUGAUUUGUUAUUAAUUCCUGCUUCUGUUAUAGCAACAAUUGGUUAUCUUAAACACAAAAAUCUUUAAAUAUGACACAUAUUUAACAGUCACUCAUAAAUUAUGACAUAUAUUAUAUUAUAUCUAUUGCUAACAGCAGGAACAUCAUCAAUCUGAAUCAUUCGUAUUAAUCAACAGGCCUUAGAAAUCUCCAACAGGCAUACAAAUGCACUUGUUAUCCACCUAAACAUCUAAACAUAAUUUAACUGACUUGCUGGAUCACAGUCAACUGUCAGAGGCAAAAAGUGUUCAAAAGAGGAAAAGGAUUGAUAAAGCAAAGUAGGAAAAAGGGCAUGAAAGGGGAAACAAAAAGGGAGGAGAUAAGAUAAAGCAGAAGCAUCAGACGUUACAAAAUAUUGAUGCAAUUUCGAUUUCAACAUCCUUGUGUUUUUUGUUCUAGUUUUAUCUUUAGAGCGUUAUUUUUAAGAAGGCAGAGCUUCUUGUCAAAGUUAGUGAUGGCAACAUUAUUCAUAACAUGUAAUGCAUGCAUACUGAUUUGGUGUAAUGCAAUGAUUCUCAUAUUUCUUUUCAUAAUUUAUUUUAUUCUCAGUUUCCAAAUUAUAAUUUUUUUUAAAUGUACCAAUUUACAUCAUUUUAUGUAUGUAUUUCUUUAUUUUGUUUUUUAAAUAUAUUUGUUUAUGUUAUUUUUAUGGUUUGUUUUAGAAUAAUCAAUCACACUAACUGGAUUUUGUUCAACUUUUUCAGUGGGAACUUUUAGAUAUCUACUUCAGUCAAUCUUAAAUGUGUAGGCUAACCAAUUUAACAAAUAUCUUGGCCAAGUGUACAAAUAUUAGCAACAGAUUCAUAAUAACGAGCUGCACAGCUUUGUUUUGUUUUGCACAUCCAUCUCUUCAAAUUAAUAAGCGACCGUGGAUUUCGCUUCAACUCGCCUGCAUAGUUUACUUCAUGCACAGAGCAGGUGGUUGCUGAUAUUUUGUACACUCAUCAUGUUUGAGAAAUGUUUUACUAGGAUUGCACUUUUAAACCCAAAUUAUCUUUGUACUGUGUACUAUCUACUGUACUGUAUAACUUACAUGUAGAAGGCUGGAGAAAAGUGAAAUAAAGCAUUUGAAAAAAUUCAA